This is a messenger RNA of Prunus mume (Japanese apricot), 2178 nucleotides long. NCBI's taxonomy places the organism in Eukaryota, Viridiplantae, Streptophyta, Magnoliopsida, Rosales, Rosaceae. The record is from RefSeq and is a predicted model, not a curated record.
UCAAUACUCUCACAAACUGCCAUCAACCCACCAAAAAGUUUCUCCCUAGCUACAAGAGAAGAACAAAAACAUGUCUUCUCUCCAACCAACAUUUUCUUCCAAAUCCAGUGCACACUUCAAUGAGUUUGAAUGGGUCAUUCAAAUCCAAAAAACACUAGAGGAAGAGCUUGAGGAUGAUGGGGAAAUCCCUGUCUCCAUUUUCAAUGUCCCCAAGGCCCUUUUGGCUAGUGAACCAGAUUCCUACAUCCCUCAAGAAGUUGCAAUUGGCCCUUACCACUAUUUGCGUCCUGAGCUCUAUGAGAUGGAGAGGUACAAAGUGGCUGCAGCUAAAAGGACCCAAAAGCAGCUCCAAUGCCUAAAGUUCCAAGACCUUGUUGAGCAAUUGAAGAAGCUGGAGCCGCGGAUUCGCGCUUGCUACCACAAGUAUUUGGAUUUCAAUGGUGACACUUUAGGUUGGAUGAUGGCCAUUGCUGCAUCAUUUUUCCUUGAGUUACUCCAAAUCUAUGGGGCCAAAGAAGGAAGGGUUUUGACCAGAGUUUCCUCAAGCAUGUCACACUUGGUUGACUUUUCAGGGAGCAAGUCAGCUCACCAUGCAAUUCUUAGGGACUUGGUGAUGCUUGAAAACCAAAUCCCACUAUUUGUGUCCAGAAGAAUUUUGGAGUUUCAAUUCACAUCACUGGAACAAGCCGACGACCUUCUGCUUUCGAUGCUAAUGGGGUUGUGCAAGGAGCUUUCACCAUUCAAGGUGGUGGAUCAAGACCUGCCAAAGAUCCAAGUCUCAGAAUGUGCUCAUUUGCUAGACUUUUUGUACCAAAUGAUCACCCCCAAGUUAGAACGUCGACCGUCUGAAAUUGUGGAAGCAGAGGAUGAAGGAGAAUCCACACCACACAAGGGAUCAAAAUCUUCUGAUGAUAGCCCGAAUUUCGUGAAGCAGUUUCUGCAGGAGGUAUGGAAGCUGCUGUCGAAACUAAACGAAGGUCCGGUACGUCUUUUGAAAAAACUACUUGUAUCUGGUCCUGUUAAAGUGCUUUUUAAAUUGCCUUGGACAAUCCUCUCCAACCUUCCUGGAUUUGCAAUGUUGAGACAACCUGUUUCUUAUUUAUUUUCCACCCAAGACAAAGAAGAAACCAACCCCGAAAAUGAGAAUUCGAGCAAUAGCAUUAGUAAACCACCAUUGAUAGAGGAGAUUACCAUCCCUUCUGUUUCUGAUCUUGUAAAAUCCGGAGUCUGUUUUGUGAAAACAAAAGGUAGCCUUUCGACCAUCUCCUUUGAUCCUAAAACAGUCACAUUUUACCUCCCUGCUACAAGCCUAGAUGUAAAUACAGAGGUGAUCUUGAGAAACUUGGUAGCAUAUGAAGUAUCAAAUGCAUCAGGGCCGUUGGUUUUCACCCGUUACACCGAAUUAAUGAACGGGAUCAUAGACACUGAGGAGGACGUGAAACUGCUUAGAGAGAAAGGUAUAAUUUUGAACCAUUUGAAAAGCGAUGAAGAAGUAGCCAACGUUUGGAAUGGUGUUGGUUUUCACCCGUUACACCGAAUUAAUGAACGGGAUCAUAGACACUGAGGAGGACGUGAAACUGCUUAGAGAGAAAGGUAUAAUUUUGAACCAUUUGAAAAGCGAUGAAGAAGUAGCCAACGUUUGGAAUGGUAUGAGCAAGUCCAUUAGAUUGACCAAAGUGCCAUUCUUGGACAAGACAAUUGAAGAUGUGAACAAGUAUUACAAUGGCAGAUGGAAGAUCAAAAUGACAAAGUUUAUGAAGGUUUAUGUUUUUGGUUCCUGGCAAUUUCUUGCUGUGCUUGCUGGCUUGUUGCUCUUGCUCUUGAUGACAUUGCAAGCAUUUUGCUCAGUCUAUUCCUGCAGUCGCGUAUUCCAUAUCACCACCACUAUUACUUAGUGAUGCUUUAUGCCUAAUUAGCUUAUUUCCUUCCCUUCUUUUGCUAAUUGAAACCUCUUGAUUUGUACUUCCUAAGCUUGGUGUGUGCUUUCUUUAUUUUAAUUGGUUGUAUUUUCAAGGGUGGAUUGUGUAAUGAUCUAAAGAUUGCAGUAGUGAUUAUUUGCUAAUGGCUUGAUUCUCUCUUUUUCUUUUGUAUUCUCCUUUGAGGAAAUUAAUUAAUUAUGAUUGUAAUGAUGAUCAUUAUCCUCCAAAUUUCUUGGCCACUAUACUUUUAAAAUUAAGA